This is a messenger RNA of Onychomys torridus (southern grasshopper mouse), 1348 nucleotides long. RefSeq names its product pyroglutamyl-peptidase I (gene Pgpep1). The record is from RefSeq and is a predicted model, not a curated record. Bases 79 to 708 code for a protein of 209 amino acids. Gene Ontology annotation, cellular component: cytosol. Gene Ontology annotation, molecular function: pyroglutamyl-peptidase activity. Gene Ontology annotation, biological process: proteolysis. NCBI's taxonomy places the organism in Eukaryota, Metazoa, Chordata, Mammalia, Rodentia, Cricetidae. The transcript has 5 exons.
CGGGGCCGGGCGGGGCUCGCUGGAGGUCCGGGUCCGCUCCAGUCUCCGCCGCCGCGGUCCCAGUGAGCGUGUCCCGCCAUGGAGCAGCCGCGGAAGGCGGUGGUGGUGACCGGGUUUGGCCCUUUUGGGGAGCACACUGUGAACGCCAGCUGGAUCGCUGUCCAGGAACUGGAGAAGCUGGGCCUUGGGGACAGCGUGGACCUGCAUGUGUAUGAAAUCCCUGUGGAAUACCAGACUGUGCAAAGGCUCAUCCCUGCGCUGUGGGAGAAACACAGCCCCCAGCUUGUGGUGCAUGUUGGAGUGUCGGGCAUGGCCACCACAGUGACGCUGGAGAAAUGUGGACACAACAAGGGCUACAAGGGACUGGAUAAUUGCCGCUUCUGCCCCGGCUCACAGUGCUGUGUGGAGGAUGGCCCCGAGAGCAUCGACUCCAUCAUCGACAUGGAUGCUGUGUGCAAGAGGGUGACCAUGCUGGGGCUGGAUGUGUCUGUCACCAUCUCCCAGGAUGCUGGCAGAUACCUCUGCGACUUCACUUAUUACACCUCGCUCUACCAGGGCCGCGGCCGGUCAGCUUUCGUCCACGUGCCCCCACUGGGCAAGCCUUACAAUGCCGACCAGCUAGGCCGAGCGCUACGGGCCAUCAUCGAGGAGAUGCUGGGUGUCCUGGAGCAGGUAGAGGGGGACAUCAGCUGUUGCCACCAGCACUGACUGCCGUCCACACCCGGGUGCUGAGAGAGGAGACAGAGCUGGGCCUGACUCACAUCUGCUCCUCUUCUUGGUGGACCACAGGCGGGUGGACGCAGAGAGCUCUGUCUGGAUUUCGUCCUGUGGAGACACAGCUGCUGUGCCCGGAGGCUGAGGCCGGGCGGGCGACAUAGCCACAGGCGGGUGGCCAUGCCACUGCCUGACCCCAGCACACUUGGCUUUUUCAGGCCGUGGAUGGAGUCAGAGCCUUCUCUCUGGCCAGGGUCUCGCAAAGUGUCAUAAAGGAGUUGCUCUAAUCCGAGUCCCUGUACCCUGGACAGUCCCUGGCAAAGCCACCUGGAACAUGGCUGCCUUUUCUGCACCUCCUCCCCCUCCCCAGUGCUAGAUUAGGGAACGGAGUAACUUAUAUUCCCAGUGCUAAAACUUCAGGCUUAGCCCUCAGGUGUCUUCUCUCUCCCCUGGAGGGGAGCCUCUUUUGCCCCCUGCCCUGAAAUGCCAUCACACUUUGGGUCCCUGUAGUGGGUCCCCUUUGCUCAGAAGAGCAGGCUGCUGUUGCCACCAAGGGCCUGGCCCUUCCCUGGGCAGCCCUGGUCCUGCCGUGACCUUUCCUUUCUUGUUUUCUUUAUGGGUUUUUAGAACAUGC